Messenger RNA from Hyphopichia burtonii NRRL Y-1933, 2507 nucleotides. RefSeq names its product mitochondrial 37S ribosomal protein RSM22 (gene RSM22). Gene Ontology annotation, cellular component: mitochondrial small ribosomal subunit. Lineage: Eukaryota; Fungi; Ascomycota; Pichiomycetes; Serinales; Debaryomycetaceae. The record is from RefSeq and is a predicted model, not a curated record. The transcript has a single exon. Gene Ontology annotation, biological process: translation. Gene Ontology annotation, molecular function: methyltransferase activity; structural constituent of ribosome. Bases 32 to 2473 code for a protein of 813 amino acids.
CCGAAACAAAGCAUUAAGGAAUAUUAUACUAAUGUUAGCGAGGACAUCGAUUUUGAGAAGUAGACGGUUCGUCUUAUCUCGAUACGCUAAUUUAACUUAUGGCCUCCGAACUAAUGCAACCUCAUCACUGAAAAAACUUCAGAACCUCGAUCCAUCAACCUAUGAUUUCAUUAAACAUGAACUGGGAAAUGAUGUCAAGGCUACGGAAGCUCUUCCAUUCGACAAAAUAAGACAUAGCGAAACCUUUGGCCAGUUGGUUGUGAGUGAACGGUUAAAAGAAUAUAAGCAGCUUAAUGAGGAUCAGAGUGACAAGCAUGUGAGGAUUCAAGAGGAUGAUUUUGAAGAUGAGAUAUCACCAUAUAGAAAUCCUGAUGGAUCUUUAAAACAAGGUGACAACUCAGAGGAAGCAAGGUUACAUCCCUUAACUUUGGAAGGUAGAGUUGAUAGAAAUGUUACUGUUCUACCCACUGAAAUAGCUAAAGUCAUUAACAAAAACAUAUUGAGUACUUCUCGUCCGGAUAAAUUACGUGAAAGAGCCGCUAAUAUAUUUAAGAGUUUAAGUUCGGAUCAGAUUCUAUUAGCCCCAGAGUCGGCCUUAGAUUGUGAUGCCCAUAUAGCUUCUUUAUUUUUGCAAAAUUACUCCCACGCACAUCAUGUUUUAUUAGAAUUACAGAAAAGAGUCGGUAAAGAUAAGUUUAAUCCUCAGAGUGUGUUAGAUAUUGGACAUGGUCCAGCCACUGGCAUGGUUGCUCUUAAUGAAAUAAUGGGAAAUGAAUGGGUUCCAGAAGAAAAAGACGUUUACGUUGUUGGUAGAUCAAAUUAUGAAAUGAAAAAGAGAGCUAAGAUUAUUUUAUCUCGUCAAUUAAACGAAAAUUUAGUAGAAUAUGAAGUACCAGAUGAAAAUGAAGAUAUUGAAGGGAAUAAAAACGAAGGUGUGUCACCAGAGGAGGACGUGUUGGAAAAAGAAAAACCAGAAGUAGACGACUAUGUUGGUCCUGUCGAUGCAAGUAAAAUUCAAAUCAAAACAAAAUUAAGAGACUCAUUACCUGUGUCAAAAAGAUAUGAUUUAAUAAUGGUAAACCAAGCCUUGUUAACAAGGGAAUAUAGUUUUUCGAGAGAUAUCGACACCAAUAUUCAUAUGAUUUUGAAAUUAUUGAAGCCAAACGGUCAUUUAGUAUUAGUUGAAAGAGGUAAUGCCUUGGGGUUUGAAACCAUUGCUAGAGCUAGGCAAGUGAUGAUCAGGCCAGAAUCAUAUCAAAAUGAACGUGGUAAGAUUCCAAGACCUUAUAUUAAAGGUUCAAGUUUAAAACCACAAAAAUUAAAGAAAGAAGAUCAACUCAUUGAUGAUAAUGAUAUCAAAUAUGAAGAAGAACUUUUCAAACAAUUGGAAGAUGAAGAUUUUGAAGAUGAAGAUUUAGAAUUUACCGAAGAUGAGAAAAUUGCAGCUCAAUUCAAGGAAGAGAGCCUGCUGGAUUUCGAAAAGGAAAUCAAUUCAAAAUAUGGCGAAGUUAAGGAAGAAGACUUGAAAUUUGAAUAUGAAGGUGGUGACGAAUAUGAAGUUGUUCCUUUAGAUUUUGAAGAGCCGCCUCUCUCACAAUCUACUCUUAACGCUGAUAGUGUCGAUUAUCAUAUCAGUAUCAUAGCACCAUGUUCACAUCACGGAAAAUGUCCAUUACAAUUGGGAGAUCCUAAGUACUAUAAGAUUUCUUCUCAUAAACAUCGUUUCAACUUCUGUUCCUUUAACAAAACCGUGGAAAGACCAAAAUAUACUAUGGAGUUAAAGAAGGGCCGUAGGCUUGCAACUAAAUGGGACAAGACCGCAGAAGAUGGUUUUGGAUUAGAUAAUCUCCUGAGAAACUCCUUAAAAAAAUUAGGUGGUACUGGUAGACCUGGAUCUAAUAAUACUGAAACGGGUUCAUUUUCCUACUUAAUCGCUCAACGAUCACCAAAUGAUGUCGAAAGUAUAAAAAAUAUCGAAUACGAACGUUCUCAUAAUAGCUCGACUGACAUCGAUGAGCAAGACCCUAAGAAUUGGCCUCGUAUUAUUUCCCAUCCAGGAAAAGUUAAAAAGAACGUCAAAUUAACCGUUAGUGCACCAUCCGGUAAGAUUGAAAUUUGGCAAAUUCCAAAAAGUUUAGGUAAACAGGUUUACCAUGAUGCCAGAAAGCUGGCUAGAGGUGAUUUAUGGCCAUCGCCAUUGGGAAAGAAGGGUGUUAUAGUUAAAAACUCCUUAUCUGAUGAGAAGAAAGAAAAAUUAGAGGCCAUUCUGAAAACUCAAAAGAAGUCCUUUUUAAAGGAACAGCGUAAAAAGGACUGGAAAAAAGUAACCACUGCCGAUUCUACCUAUUUCGAUGAUGAUAUAGUAACUAUGGCAGACUCGAUUGCUUCAAGUCUUGAAAUGACUAAAAAGUAUAAACAACAAGGUAAGAAGGCAAAAUUUGAUGUUGACCUUAAAAAAUACGAAGGAAAGUAGAUAUUUAUUUACUUCUUUCACGUUCUGAUGUUCG